Molecule: messenger RNA, 6859 nt
Organism: Vombatus ursinus (common wombat)
Lineage: Eukaryota; Metazoa; Chordata; Mammalia; Diprotodontia; Vombatidae
Gene: PTPRQ
Product: protein tyrosine phosphatase, receptor type Q
Exons: 45
Coding region: 1-6792 (2263 amino acids)
Biological process (GO): protein dephosphorylation
Molecular function (GO): protein tyrosine phosphatase activity; protein binding
Source: RefSeq, a predicted model, not a curated record
AUGAUGGCUUUUCUUAUAAUAUUUAUCUUACUUUUUAUUGGAACUUCAGAGACACAGGUUGAUGUGUCGAAUGCUGUACCUGGGACAAGGUACAAUGUAACCAUUUCUUCAGUUUCUGCUACAACAUUUGGUACUCCUAUUAGUAAAAUGGUGACAACAAAUGUGACGAAUCCAGGGCCUCCCGUGUUCCUUGCAGGUGAAAGAGUGGGAUCUGCUGGAAUACUUCUCUCUUGGAAUACACCACCAAAGCCGAAUGGAAGGAUUAAAUCAUACAUCGUUAAGUAUAAGGAAGUUUGCCCGUGGACGCAAACCACCUAUACACAAGUUAGAGCAAAACCAGAUAGUUUGGAAGUGCUUCUUACUAAUCUCAAUCCUGGAACAACUUAUGAAAUUAAGGUGGCUGCUGAAAACAGUGCUGGUAUUGGGAUAUUUAGUGAGCCCUUUCUCUUCCAAACUGCAGAAAGUGCUCCAGGCAAAGUGGUAAAUCUCACUGUGGAGACCUUCAAUUAUUCAGCAGUCAAUUUAAUUUGGUAUUUGCCUCGGCAACCAAAUGGUAAGAUUACCAGCUUCAAGAUUAGUGUCAAGCAUGCAAGAAGUGGACUCAUAGUGAAAGAUGUCUCAAUUAAAGUUGAGGAUCUUCUGUCAGGGAAGUUACCAGAGUGUAAUGAAAACAGUGAAUCUUUUUUGUGGAGUACAACCAGACCUUCACCAGCUUCUGGUAGAGCCACAUCUCCCCCCCGGGUCACAUAUGUACCCAAUGCCCUGGAAAUGAGUCGAAAAAGUUCCGUGUGGAAUGAGCCUAUCAGUUUUGUCGUAACCCACCUGAGGCCAUAUACCACAUAUCUGUUUGAGGUCUCUGCUGUUACUACGGAAGCAGGUUACAUUGACAGUACGAUCGUCAGAACGCCAGAAUCAGUGCCUGAGGAUCCACCUCAGAAUUUGGCGACCAGUAACAUCACAGAAAACUCUUUCUCCAUUUCCUGGGAUCCACCAAGUAUAGUAACAGGAAAAUUUAGUUACAGAGUUGAACUGUAUGGCCCAGCUGGUCAUAUUUUGGAUAAUAGCACAAAGGACCUUAAGUUCACAUUUACUAACUUGACACCAUUUACAACAUAUAAUGCAUAUAUUGGUGCUGAGACCAAUGCAGGAAUUGGACCCAAGUCAAAUCUUUCCAUUUUUACUCCUCCAGAUGUUCCAAGCGCAGUAUUUGACUUACAACUUUUAGAAGUUGGAGCCACACUAAUAAGCAUUACUUGGAAGAAACCACGGCAACCCAAUGGAAUCAUUAGUCAAUAUAGGGUACGAGUGUUUGUUUCAGAGACAGGAAUUAUUUUGGAAGAUACCUUGCUUACAGGAAAAGAUGAGCUUAUGGGUGACUCCAUGACUCCAGAAACCGAGGGUCUAAUAAAUGAAGUGACCACAUCAUACGAAGGAACAGCAAGUGAUUCGUAUUUCACCGACAUUUCAGCUGAACAGCUGUCUUAUGUUGUAAAGAGGCUUGUGCCUUUCACCGAAUAUACGAUCAGUGUGUCUGCUUUCACAAUUAUGGGAGAAGGACCACCAACCAUUCUCAGUGCCAGGACAAGUGAGCAAGUGCCAAGCUCCAUACAGUCUAUAAAGUAUAAAAAUAUUAGCUCAUCAUCUAUUUUGCUGUAUUGGGAUCCACCAGAAUAUCCCAAUGGAAAAAUAACUCAUUAUACAAUUUAUGCCAUGGAACUGGAUACAAACAGAGCAUUCCAGAUGACCACUCUAGAUAACAGCUUUCUUAUCACAGGUUUGAAGAAAUACACAAAGUAUAAAAUGAGAGUGGCUGCUUCAACCAAUGUUGGGGAGAGUGCUUUGUCUGAAGAAAAUGAUAUUUUUGUACAAACCCCAGAAGAUGAACCAGACUCACCACCACGAGGUGUUGAGAUUGUGGAUGUGACUCCUACAGAAAUAAAACUGAAGUGGUUGCCACCAGAAAAACCAAACGGAAUCAUCAUCACCUACGAAGUCAUUUACAGAAAUACCACCCAUUUGUUCAUUAAAAACUCUUCUACAACAAAUAUCAUUCUGAGUGACUUAAAACCUUAUACCCUUUACAACAUUUCUGUACGGUCUUACACUGGACUUGGUCAUGGCAAUCAGUUAUCAUCUUUGCGGUCUGUAAGGACUUCGGAAACUGUUCCUGACAGUGCACCUGAAAAUAUCACCUAUCGGAAUGUUUCUUCUGGAGAAAUUGAGCUCUCAUUCCUCCCUCCAAUAAUUCCCAAUGGGAUCAUACAGAAAUAUACCAUUUAUCUCAAAAGGAAUAAUGAAAAUGAGGAAAGAACCAUAAACACAACAAAGCUGUCACAGAACAUUAGAGAACUGAAGAAAUAUACUCAUUAUACAGUUGAGGUGUCUGCGAGUACCCUUAAAGGAGAAGGAGUCCGAAGUAUGCCUAUAACUAUACUGACUGAAGAAGAUGCUCCUGGUUCUCCUCCACGAGACUUCUCAGUAAAACAGUUGUCUGGUGUCACGGUGAAGUUGUCAUGGCAACCACCCCUGGAGCCAAAUGGAAUUAUCCUCUAUUACACAGUUUAUGUCUGGGAUAAAUCAUCACUAAAAGCUAUUAAUGUAACUGAAACAUCAUUGGAAUAUUCAGAUUUGGAAAAUAAUAUUAAAUACAAUGCCUAUGUCACAGCAAGCACAAGAUUUGGUGAUGGAAAAAUUAAAAGUAACCUCAUUAGCUUUAGGACACCAGAGGGAGAACCCAGCGAUCCACCAAAAGAUGUCCAUUAUGCAAACCUCACUUCCUCAUCAAUAAUUCUUUUUUGGGAUCCUCCUUCAAAGCCCAAUGGGAUUAUAAAAUACUAUUCUGUUUAUUACCAAAAUAAUUCAGGUACUUUUAUGCAGAAUUUCACUCUCCAUGACGUAGUCAGUUUCUCUGACAAUAUGACUAUAUCUGCAGUAAUAGAAAAUUUGGCAAUAUUCAGCUACUAUGUAUUCUGGGUGACAGCAAGUACUUCAGUUGGAAAUGGGAACAAAACCAGUGACAUAAUUCAAGUAUACACAGAUCAAGACAUACCAGAAGGGCUUGUUGAAAACUUGACUUAUGAAACUCUUUCUUCAACUGCAAUAAAUGUCAGCUGGUUCCCACCAUCUCAGCCAAACGGUCUAGUCUUCUACUAUGUUUCACUGAGCUUACAAGGAAACCCACGUAGAACAAGACCACCUCUGAAAACUUAUGAGAGAAGCCUGGUUUUUGACAAACUGAAAAAAUACACUGACUAUAUAUUAAAAGUCACUCCAGCAACAGAAAAGGGAUUCUCUGAUUUGUAUACAGCCCAACUACACAUCAAAACUGAAGAAGAUGUCCCAGACUCUUCACCAGUAAUCAACACUUUUAAAAACCUUUCUUCUACCUCAGUUUUUUUGUCCUGGGAUCCCCCAGUACAGCCAAAUGGUGCUAUAAUAAGUUAUGAUUUAACUUUAGAUGGACCAAAUGAAAGCUAUUCUUUUACUACCUCUGAAAACUCUAUCAUAUUGGAUGAGCUCUCACCAUUUACACUAUAUAGCUUUUUUGCUGCUGCAAGAACCAGAAAAGGACUUGGUCCUUCUUCUACGCUCUUUUUUUACACAGAUGAGGCAGCCCCGCUAGCACCACCUCAGAAUUUGACUAUAAUCAAUUACACUUCUGAUUCGGUGUGGCUAGCAUGGAACCCAAGUCCUCUUCCAAGUGGUGUUGUUAAAGUUUAUAAUAUUAAGAUUCAUGAGAAUGGAACGGAUAUGAUAUUUUAUCAGAACAUUUCCGGUUUUCAAACUGAAGCUAAAAUUGUUGGAUUGGAACCAAUCACUGCCUAUUCAGUUAGUGUAUCAGCAUUUACAAGAGUUGGAAAUGGCAAUCAUUUCAGUAAUAUUGUGCUAUUCACAACACAAGAAUCAGUUCCAGAUGUUGUUCAGAAUGUUCAUUGUACUGCCACCAGUUGGCAGUCAAUUCUACUCAAGUGGGAUCCCCCUAAAAAGGCAAAUGGAAUAAUUACACAUUAUAUCAUAACGGUUGAAAGGAAUUCUACAAAAAUGGCUUCACAAGAGCAUAUGUACAAUUUCAAAGAACUUCUAUCAAAUACUCCUUAUGUGUUUAAAAUACAAGCCUCUACAUCUGCUGGGGAAGGAAAAGAGGAAAUAUGCAAUGCCAGUACAUUACAUGAAACAGUUCCCAGUGCUCCCAGAAAUGUUACUUUAUCUGAUGUCCAAGCAACUAGUGUAACUUUGACAUGGGUAACACCGGAUGAUAUUCUUGGCUACUUUCAAAACUACAAGAUUACCAUCCAACUAAGGUCUACACAGUGUAAUGACUGGGAUCCUGAGGCGUGCAUUGAACAAAACCAAAACCACUACCUGUAUGAACCUGACCUUCUUGAGGAGACCAUAUAUGGACUGAAGAAGUUCCGAUGGUAUCGAUUCCAGGUAGCUGCUAGUACCAAUGCCGGCUAUGGCAAUACUUCAAAUUGGAUUUCCACAAAAACUCUCCCUGGUCCUCCAGAUGGUCCGCCUGAAAAUGUAAAUGUAGUAGCUACCUCACCUUACAGUAUUAAUAUCAAUUGGAAUGAACCUGCCGCUAUCACUGGACCAACCUUCUACCUUAUAGACAUUAAGUCGGUUGAUAGCGAUGAAUAUAAUAUUUCUUUUGUCAAGGCAAAUGAGGAAAACAAAACCAUAGAGAUUACGGAUUUAAAAGUAUUUACAAGGUAUUCUGUAGUUAUCACUGCAUUUACUGGAAACAUCAGUUCAGCCCAUAUAGAUGGCAAGGCGAGCGUUCAAGUCAUUGUUACCACAUUAGAAUCAGCACCGAAAGACCCACCAAACAACAUGACAUUUCAGAAGAUUCCCGAUGAAGUCACAAAAUUCCAGCUAACUUUCCUUCCUCCAUCUGAACCUAAUGGAAACAUCCGAGUCUAUCAAGCUUUGGUGUUCAGAGAAGAUGACCCCACUGCCUUCCAGAUACACAAUCUAAGUAUCAUCCAGAAAACAGCCACAUCAGUCAUCGCAAUGUUAGAAGGAUUGAAAGGAGGCCACACGUACAAUAUAAGUGUGUAUGCGGUCAAUGGUGCUGGUGCAGGGCCCAAAGCCCAGAUGAGAAUAACAAUGGAUAUUAAAGCGCCAGCAAGACCUAAAAAUAAGCCGAUCCCGGUCUACGAUACAACUGGAACUGUGCUUGUUACUUCAAAAACCAUUACGAUCAGAAUGCCAAUAUGUUAUUAUAAUGACGAUCAUGGGCCCAUCAAAAAUGUUCAAGUGCUGGUUUCCGAAGCAGGAGCUCAACAUGAUGUAAAUAUUACAAAGUGGUAUGAUGCAUAUUACAAGAAACCAAGGCCAUAUUUUGCAAAUGAAGGUUUUCCCAACCCACCCUGCGCAGAUGGAAAGCUACAGCUUAGCAGCCAUGAUGACGUGUAUGUCAUAGGUGCUGAUAAUACAUGUAUGAUACCAGGCAAUGAAGACAAAAUUUGCAAUGGCCCUCUGAAACCAAGAAAGCAAUAUGUAUUUAAGUUCAGAGCAACAAAUAUUAUGGGACAAUUUACUGACUCUGAUUAUUCUGACCCAGUAAAGACAUUAGGUGAAGGACUGUCAGAAAGAAGUGUAGAAAUCAUCCUCUCUGUUACUUUGUGUAUCCUCUCCAUAAUUCUCCUGGUGGCUGCUAUUUUUGCAUUUGCAAGAAUUCGACAGAAACAGAAAGAGGGGGGCACAUAUUCUCCCCGGGAUGCAGAAAUUAUUGACACCAAAUUCAAGCUAGAUCAGUUUAUCACAGUGGCAGACCUGGAGCUGAAGGAUGAGAGAUUAACUCGGUUACUUAGUUAUAGAAAAUCCAUCAAGCCAAUAAGCAAGAAGGCCUUUCUGCAACAUGUCGAAGAGCUCUGUACAAACAACAACCUAAAGUUUGAAGAAGAAUUUUCGGAGCUCCCUAAAUUCCUCCAGGAUCUUUCUUCUACUGAUGCUGACCUGCCUUGGAAUAGGGCAAAGAACCGCUUCCCAAACAUAAAACCAUAUAAUAACAACAGAGUGAAACUAAUAGCAGAUGCCAGUGUACCAGGAUCUGAUUACAUCAAUGCCAGCUAUGUAUCUGGCUAUCUAUGUCCAAAUGAAUUUAUUGCUACCCAAGGACCAUUGCCUGGAACAGUAGGAGAUUUUUGGCGAAUGGUCUGGGAAACCAGAGCAAAAACUUUAGUGAUGCUAACACAGUGUUUUGAAAAAGGACGAAUCCGAUGCCAUCAAUAUUGGCCAGAAGAUAACAAGCCAGUGACUGUAUUUGGAGAUAUAGUGAUUACCAAAGUAUUAGAAGACAUCCAAAUUGAUUGGACCAUCAGAGAUCUGAAAAUUGAAAGGCAUGGAGACUGUAUGACAGUUCGACAAUGUAACUUUACUGCUUGGCCUGAACAUGGGGUUCCUGAAAAUAGUGCACCAUUAAUUCAUUUUGUGAAGUUAAUUCGAGCCAACCGAGCCCAUGACACCACACCAAUGGUUGUUCAUUGCAGUGCCGGAGUUGGAAGAACUGGAGUUUUUAUUGCUCUGGACCACUUAACACAACAUAUAAAUGACCAUGAUUUUGUGGAUAUAUACGGACUUGUAGCAGAACUGAGAAGUGAGAGAAUGUGCAUGGUACAGAACCUGGCACAAUACAUUUUUUUGCAUCAAUGCAUUUUGGAUCUGUUAUCAAGUAAGGGAAGUCAUCAGCCCAUCUGUUUUGUGAAUUAUUCAGCCCUUCAGAAGAUGGACUCUUUGGAUGCCAUGGAAGGUGAUGUUGAGCUUGAAUGGGAAGAAACCACCAUGUAAAUAUUCUGACAAAAGAUUACAUCUGGAGGAUUUUUUUCACAUCCCAAGGGCCAAAUGUAUUCCCUGU